Molecule: messenger RNA, 1888 nt
Organism: Ziziphus jujuba (common jujube)
Lineage: Eukaryota; Viridiplantae; Streptophyta; Magnoliopsida; Rosales; Rhamnaceae
Product: geraniol 8-hydroxylase
Exons: 2
Coding region: 79-1620 (513 amino acids)
Molecular function (GO): heme binding; oxidoreductase activity, acting on paired donors, with incorporation or reduction of molecular oxygen; monooxygenase activity
Source: RefSeq, a predicted model, not a curated record
UAGAGUUUUAAACAACAUAACACAACACAACAUAUAGGUUGUAAUUAAUAAGCUAGGAGGCAGCAAGAGACGGAAGAGAUGGAAAGCGUUCAAAUAUUGCUGGUGUCCAUAUCCGUAUUUGUGUGGUUAGUUGUCCGAUGGCGAUCAUCAUCAGAGAGCAAAAGGAGGGUGCUGCCACCAGGUCCAAGUGGAGUGCCAAUACUAGGCAACCUACUCCAACUGGGGCCUCGUCCUCACGAAAAAAUGACAGAAAUGGCAAAAGUGUAUGGGCCACUCAUGGCUCUGCGCCUUGGGUUCGUGACCACCAUAGUGGCAUCCUCCCCAGAAAUGGCGAGGGAAAUCAUGCAAAGAAACGACAAGGCCUUCUCAAACCGGCCGGUGCCAGACUCGGUUGCAUCGCAGCCGAACCCGGAAGGAACCCUUGCAUGGGUUCCGGGAGACCAUCGGUGGAGAAACCGCAGACGCAUCUGCAGCACGCAGAUGUUCACAGCUCAGCGGCUGGAUUAUCUUCAGCACUUUCGGCAUCGGAAGGUGCAUCAGCUGGUGGAGCACGUGAGGAAGCACAGCGCAGCUGGAACAGCAGUUGACAUAGGGUCUCUUGCUUUUGCUGCCACGCUGAACCUCAUAUCCAACACAAUCUUUUCGGUGGACAUCAUCGACCCUGUUGGGUUCGAGACGGCUCAGGAGUUCAAGGACCUUGUUUGGAGGAUCAUGGAGGAUGCUGGCAAGCUCAAUCUUUCCGACUACUUUCCGGCGCUGAGGAGGUUCGAUCUGCAGGGGGUGAGGCGCCAUGUUCGGGUUUCUUAUCUAAGGUUGCAUCAGAUAUUCGACGAAAUCAUUGCCAAACGUUUGCAAUCCAGAGCAUCAUCUUCCGAUAGUACCUCUAGUACCCAUGGCGAUUUCCUGGACGUGCUUCUGGAUCAGUGCCAACAACAUCAAGACGGCUUCACUUUUGAAACCAUCAAACCCUUGAUUUUGGAUUUAUUUAUCGCGGGAAGUGAUACGUCUGGACUGACAACAGAGUGGGCAAUGGCAGAGCUGCUUCGGAAGCCGGGGGUGAUGGAAAAAGCAAAAGAAGAGCUUGAACAGGUGCUCGGCAGGCGACGACAAGUGGAAGAGUCAGACAUCGAAAGACUCCCAUAUCUGCAAGCAAUCGUGAAGGAGACGCUGAGGCUUCACCCUGCAGCGCCUCUUCUGUUGCCGUACGUUGCAGAAAACGACGUCCAAAUAGACGGCUAUACCAUCCAGAAGGGAAACAGAGUGCUAGUGAACGCCUGGUGUAUCGGAAGAGAUCCCAAGUACUGGGAUGAUCCCUUGUCGUUUUCACCAGAAAGAUUCUUAGCAGCAGCAGCAGGAGGAGGCUGCAGCAGCACCACCGCAAGUGCAACUACUCGGGAGUACAAUGGAAGAGAUUUCGAGUAUAUCCCAUUCGGUGCUGGACGAAGAAUUUGCCCAGGAUUGCCAUUGGCCAAUCGAAUGGUUACCUUGACUUUGGCUUCUCUCAUCCAUUCCUUCCACUGGCAACUUCCCCCUGGAAUCACUCCCCAGAACCUCGACAUGUCCGAGCAAUUUGGUAUUACCCUCAAGAAGGCUGUCCCUCUUUAUGCCAUUCCUGCUUGAUUUUAUUUCCAUUUUAAUAACCAUUGUGCAAUAACUUUUUAAUUACUAUCUACUUUACUAUUAUUACUAAUAUUUAUAAUAUACCCUACCACUAGUACUGAUGCUUCAAUUUACCAAUUAAUGGUAAUGGUAAUGGUACAGCUCAUCUAGCUACCAACUUCGUGUAUGUGUACACUUCAUAUGUUAUGCUUAUGUAAUUUAAGGAAAUUACUUAAUAUCUUCAGCUAUAUAUACAUAUAUACAAUAUGUAUAUAUAUAUUGCUUUAAA